This is a messenger RNA of Adineta ricciae, 1299 nucleotides long. The record is from the annotation of a GenBank genome assembly. NCBI's taxonomy places the organism in Eukaryota, Metazoa, Rotifera, Eurotatoria, Adinetida, Adinetidae.
AUGUGUUGCAAUUGUCCACGCUUUUACAAAUAUCGUAUUAUAGUUUUAGCUGCCCUUUCACUGUGUGAAGCAUUAUGUGGAAGUUUUCGCGUAUUCAUCAUGAUUUCUCCGGCGAUAUCGAAAAAUGAAACCUUCGCUAUAAAAAAUGUAGCAAAUCUAACUGAUCACAUUGCCAUUGCAUUUCUCUUGGAUUGGAUCAGUUCAAUCAUGGCUUUUCUCAUGGGAAUUAUGGUAUUGUUAUUUAUCGCGAUGAUUCAAUGCAUGUGUUGUUUCGCAUGUGCAUAUGCGAUCUUUCGAACAGGUUCGAGAGCGAAUCGAAAAGGUUGUUGCGAAUCACUUGGUGGCUUCAAAGCACUUCAUCGGUUCAUUUCAUUCGACUGUAAUUGUCCGUGCUAUCGAGCGAGACCGAAACUACGAUUUCGUUUACGAGCAAUUUUUCUCUCUCUAUGUAUGCUAUUACGAGGAACGGCGAUUUACUUGUAUUGGUCUGUCUCAAAAAGCGACCGACGUGGCCAAUCCAAUUUUUAUACGUGUAGUGUGUCAAUGAUCUUCUUGGUCGGUACAAUUCUACUGGAUUUGUAUCAUUACGGCGUUUGGUGGUGUUACACUCCAUCGAUAGACACGCGUUGUCAUUGUCGAUCAUGGAAGCACAAACGGUAUUUACCAUAUCAUAUAGUCGGCAAAGAGAAUCGUAAGGAUAUGAUAGGUGACCGAGAAUGUGCUGUGAAAGACUGUCGCAAUCGACAUUUGAGUCAUGUGGCGAUUUUCCAUAGUAAAAGUUACCAUCCACAACCGCGUUGGUCCAUACUGAAAGCAGAAGAUCCAGCUGCGACAUACAUUGGUUUUCAUGUAACGAAAACUUCAUCAGCUGUUUCAAUUGUUCAUUCGGAGUUUCGUCGAAGUGGACAAGGCAUGCUUGGGAAAGGUGUCUAUUUUGCUCGAUCAACUGCAGGUGCAGAAGCAAAAGCAGAAGCCGGAAAAAAUGGCGGUGCCGUUAUAAUCGCCGUAGUGAAAAUGGGAAAAGUGUUCGAAGUUGACAAACGGCAAAUUAACCGAACUAAAACAUCAAGAACAUUUGAUAAAACUCUGCACGAUUUUGUCUUCGAGUCGAAAUGGCAUGCGAAAUAUGAUACAUGUUAUAUGAAUCAUGAUGACGAAAGUAAAGACGAGUUUUGCAUUAAAGAUCCUAAAUCACAGAUUCUCAAAUGGGUUGUCGUCAUUGAGAAAAAGCACGAUACGAAAGUUAAAGAAUAUGGUCUCGACACGGAAUUUGAUUCAACCGUUUGUUAUUGUGUAUGA